GCGGUUUCUUGACAGACGCCUUGAGUUCCUUUGCUACGUGUCCAUGUUUGAUGUUACGUGGUCCUGUCAUUAGUUACAGUGUGUUAAGCAGAACAGACUUGAAAUCGUUUUUAAGCUCAUGUUAAUGUUAAUACAAUUGUAUAGGAUGGGAAAUUUCACAAAAGGUCCGACUAUUUGAGCUUCCCCUUCCUUCUCACUAAAAUAUGGAUCCAAUUGAAAUCCAAUUGUUGUUUUUACUUUUUUAUGGGUUUUGUUUGACGCAUAUUUUAAAAUGACACUAGACGGAUGGCGUUGUAUAAAGCUUUGGUAAAAGCACAUCUGAAACAAGAAGACAGUGUUCUUGAUUUUCUCAAAAGCAGCAAGUUUUCACUCAGUCUGACUGUUGGAUGUUGGUGGAUCACAGAUGCAUCUAAAAAUGAUUUUCUGGUACUGGCCUAGAAAUUUGGAUAACUGAGGUGGAUUUAAAACAGGAAAAAUUGACUUCUUAUUUUAAACGACACACCUUUGAGUUCCUGUCCUCCACCUUGUCACUGCUGCCUAUCCAGAAUAAACCGUCACUCUCUGAUCUUAUGGUGUCCAUCAUCAAGCAAAAAUGUCUCGAGUUCCCAUGGGUAAAGUGUUGCUCCGGAAUGUCAUUCGCCACACGGAUGCCCAUAACAAGAUUCAAGAAGAAUCUGAAAUGUGGAAAAUGAGAGAGAUGGAGAGGCAGGCUCCAAGGAAUUAUUCAAAAUGGCCACGGUCAAAAUCUCCCAGAGGCAGAAUGCGAUGUGAUGGCUAUGAUGAUGAUGAGAGAGAAGCAACCUCAACAUACAGCUCUGAGAAGGACAGUCGGGAGGCAAGAUAUUGGACCAAGAAACUGUAUGAUUUUGAAGCCAAUGAUCCAAACCGAUGGGGACACAGUGGUUUUAAAGAGCUAUAUCCAGAAGAGUUUCAGACAGAAAGUGACAGUGAUGAAGAAAAUGUGAAAGAAAGUAAACAUUCAGGACAUUCUGCAAAAUCAUCCACCCAAGAGUCAAGAAAAAGAAAAAGGUCCAAGAAAGCGAGCAGAAAAGAAAAAAAAAAAUCUGCAAAAAAACACAAGAAAAGAAAAAAGGAGGAGAACAGUGAACUAGAAAGUGAAGAUUCAAGCUCAGAUGAGAAAUAUAGCAAAAAAAGGCGAGCAAAAAGAAAGGUAAAAAAGUCCAAAAAAGCAAAACUCAAAAGCAAAAAGGAUUCAUCCAGAGAGAGUGAUUCUGGCAGCUCUGAGGAGGAACAACAGAAACAGACUCAGAGAAAGAAGAAAAAACAUCAUCAAAUGAAAAUGGAGGAGACAACUGUAAAUCAUGAAAUAAAGAAUAAGCGCAAAAAUUGGAAAAUAGCAAAUGACGAAAAAUCGGAAGAAAGUUCAGAAGAUUAGAAGAAACAAACUUGAUUUUAUUCCCUUUGAGUGAGUGAAAGUACUUGUUGAUCACAUUGGAUCAUUAGGUGUACAGCACCUGCAAAGCUGAUAUUCCAGCUCUUCUCAGGGCAUGUUUUGAACCCUCAUUUGAAAUGUCCACCUUUAGUAACAAAAUCACUGCGAGUGAACUUUUUCCCCUUCUUUUCAGGCUUUUAAUAUUUCAACUUCACUUUCUGGGUAUAAAAGCCAAAGAUGAAAAGUGAUUUACAAAAAGUGUUUUUCUUUUUUAUGUUAUGUACUGUAUAUUCCAGAGUAAUUUGUUAUUUUAUGAAAACGAAUUUGGUUGAAUAUUCAUUCAACUUUAUUUUUUUGUAAUAAUAUGAUUUACAUGCAUGUAUGCAUGUAGAACUGUUGAAAAUUUUAAACAAACCUAUCACGAGAGACCUUCAUACAGAAUUCACUUUAUAUAAGAGCACUGAUCAGUGGCUUCUCUAACAUAAACUAGACAGGAGAAGUCACUUGGGGGAACAAGAUAUUACCAGGCUCCUGUUACUGAAAUUGUGGAGGUAACAAAUGAUAUUUUGGUGUCAGUUUCUCACAGAUUUGGAUGCAGAGUUAGUCACUGGAAUAUCUGUACAGUGUGUUUUCUAUUAUCAAGUGUAUAUUUUUUUAUUUAUUUUUUUUUACCAAGCAAAUGCAAUAUGUGAAUUAUCCAGAUGUCCACUAAUAGCCCUCAGGUUUACUAAGAUAAUGCUAAAUAAAGUAUGGGUUAUUCUGACAGAUAUUAGCUGCAAUUGAAAAUUUUUGAAUAAUGCUUUCUUAACCUGAAUGUUAAUUGAACUAAAAGUGAAGAGGAAAUAUUAAAGUGUAAUAUAUUUAUUAUGUAUGCCAGAUUUAGGAACUUUUAAAAUGACAUAGCUCAAUUCUAGCUCUAUCCACUGAAAAGUGCACUUUUAGAAUUUUAUUGAAUUUGCCAUUUUCAUCAUGGAUUUAAUUUUUAAACAUCUAAACGGUUAUGAUGCAGGGUAUAAUAUUCAUGUUCUCACAUUCGCUAUGUUAAAGUUUUGUAUAGGUUGAACAUUUUCAACUUUGUACUUGGCCACUUCCAAAUAAUUUCCAUGAGCAUUAAAUUAUUUUUAUUAA
This is a messenger RNA of Polypterus senegalus (gray bichir), 2521 nucleotides long. It is a transcript of the gene nkapd1, whose product is annotated as NKAP domain containing 1. The record is from RefSeq and is a predicted model, not a curated record. The transcript is spliced from 6 exons. Lineage: Eukaryota; Metazoa; Chordata; Cladistia; Polypteriformes; Polypteridae. Bases 593 to 1396 code for a protein of 267 amino acids.